This is a messenger RNA of Lobosporangium transversale, 685 nucleotides long. Its product is annotated as phosphoribosylglycinamide formyltransferase. The record is from RefSeq and is a predicted model, not a curated record. Gene Ontology annotation, cellular component: cytoplasm. Gene Ontology annotation, molecular function: phosphoribosylglycinamide formyltransferase activity. Bases 38 to 670 code for a protein of 210 amino acids. The transcript has a single exon. Gene Ontology annotation, biological process: 'de novo' IMP biosynthetic process. NCBI's taxonomy places the organism in Eukaryota, Fungi, Mortierellomycota, Mortierellomycetes, Mortierellales, Mortierellaceae.
CUCUGUCUUUUUAACUUGCAUGCAAAAUAAUUAGAAAAUGACAUCGCGUAUUGUCGUGUUGAUCUCUGGAACAGGAUCCAAUCUCCAAGCGUUGAUCGAUGCCACUAAGACAGGCCAACUCAAUGCAGAGAUUCCUUUGGUUGUCUCUAAUCGAUCCAGAGUAUUUGGCCUUGAGAGGGCCGAAAAAGCUGGGAUUCCCACAAAGGUCUUGGCUUUGAAACCUUAUACCACUGCAGGCAAGACUCGAGCAGAGUAUGAUACUGACCUUGCCCAGUUGAUUAUUGCUGCCAAACCGGAUCUCAUCAUUCUUGCCGGGUUCAUGCAUAUCUUAUCACCUGUAUUUUUGGAUCAGUUCCCAUCAACCCCCAUUAUCAACUUACAUCCUGCACUCCCGGGGCAGUUUGACGGCGCUAAGGCGAUCGAGCGAGCGUUUGAGGCUUUCCAAAAAGGCGAAAUUAAUCACACGGGAGUGAUGGUUCACCGGGUUAUUCAAGAGGUAGAUGGUGGUGAACCUUUAUUAGUCAAAGAGGUUGAAAUCAAACCUGAGGACGAUCUAGCGGCACUACAAGAAAGGAUACAUUCAGUGGAACAUGUCCUCUUGGUGCAGGCUGCAGCCCUCGUUCUUGAUCAAGUGGCUCUAAAUCACAACAUUUCAGCAGAGGGUAAAUAAACUCCAUAAAGACAG